AUGCUGCUCCUGGCCCAAGCUUGUCCUGUGGGGGAAACCGCGUGGAAGCACCUGGUUCCCGCGUCUUCCCACGCCGUAUGGGCGCCGGCCACCCUGGCGGCCCCGGGGUCCUCCCUCGGUUCUCCGUUUAACGGUGAAGUGGAGAUUCUCUGCGCGGCUGGCAUGUUGGGGGGUCAGUUAGCCUUUUCCGUGAUUAAUGCUGAAAACUUGGGCCUGGAUCAAUAUAUAAUAAAACGCUUUGAUGGAAAGGAUUUCUGGCAGAAAAUUGCCCAGGAACGAGAAAAAUUCGCUGAUGAAGGGAGUAUAUUUUACACCCUUGGAGAAUGUGGGCUCAUAUCCUUUUCAGAUUACAUUUUCCUUACAACUGUUCUGUCCACUCCUCAAAGAAAUUUUGAAAUUGCCUUCAAGAUGUUUGACUUGAAUGGAGAUGGAGAAGUAGACAUGGAGGAGUUUGAACAGGUUCAGAGCAUCAUUCGUUCCCAAACCAGCAUGGGUAUGCGUCACAGAGAUCGUCCUACUACGGGUAACACACUCAAGUCCGGCCUGUGUUCAGCCCUUACAACCUACUUUUUUGGAGCUGAUCUCAAGGGGAAACUGACAAUCAAAAACUUCCUUGAAUUUCAGCGUAAACUUCAGCAUGAUGUUCUGAAGCUAGAGUUUGAACGCCAUGACCCUGUGGAUGGGAGAAUUACUGAGAGGCAGUUUGGUGGCAUGCUGCUAGCCUACAGUGGAGUACAGUCCAAGAAGUUGACUGCCAUGCAGAAGCAGCUCAAGAAGCACUUCAAAGAUGGAAAGGGUCUGACAUUUCAGGAGGUGGAGAACUUCUUUACUUUCCUAAAGAAUAUUAAUGAUGUGGACACUGCAUUGAGUUUUUAUCAUAUGGCUGGAGCAUCUCUUGAUAAAGUAACCAUGCAGCAGGUAGCCAAGGGACUGGCCAAAGUGGGAACUCUCAGACCAC
Messenger RNA from Castor canadensis (American beaver), 958 nucleotides. Lineage: Eukaryota; Metazoa; Chordata; Mammalia; Rodentia; Castoridae. The record is from RefSeq and is a predicted model, not a curated record.